Fusarium mangiferae is the source of this 3501-nucleotide messenger RNA. RefSeq lists its product as uncharacterized. Lineage: Eukaryota; Fungi; Ascomycota; Sordariomycetes; Hypocreales; Nectriaceae. Gene Ontology annotation, molecular function: protein binding. The record is from RefSeq and is a predicted model, not a curated record. The transcript is spliced from 4 exons. Bases 1 to 3501 code for a protein of 1166 amino acids.
AUGUCAUUGAAAGAACUCGUCAGCUUCCUCUCGUGUAUGGGGCUUACCGUAACAUCCUCCCAACUCCAGUUCAAACUGAGGGCAUGGGGAAUACUAAAGAAGAUGGACAAGCCAACGUGGCAGUACAUUGAUCGCAAAAUAAAUAAACGUAAAUCUCAAGGAAAGAAUACCGAUGUCAUCCUCUCAGGAAGGCGUCUCAAACAGUCAGCUAUUAGCAAAGCCAUUACCAAUCAUGGCGCCAAUGAUAUCUUCACACAAAUGGCACAAGCUCGCUCACCUCCGCCAUCCCCCGUCAACCCUUGCCUUACUAUCUGCACUCCCCCAUCCCUUCGGAUGGAAUAUGAAUGGCCAGUGUCUCUACCUUGGAUGAAAUUCCAGAACACAUACCAAACACGCAACCUCUGUCCUGCUAUCGAUGUGAUACCGCGAUUACUCCAGGCCGGCCUUCUUCAUGAAAGUAGAAGGGACACAACGAAAGAAAGUCACGGAAGCAAUCAUCUUGCAAACGUUUCUGAGAUGGCCGCAGAUAUAGGCAAGACUGUACCAGAGUGGUAUGAGGGUGAACACGUACAAACCACUCAAAUUCUUCUGCACGGUUCGAGAAGGGACGUCGUGCCACGAUAUCUGAAGUUGAUCAUCUACCAUUUAUCCAACGGACUCCAACAUCAAUUUCAAACACAUCAUGGAUGGAUAGAGUUCUGUAACCUUAUUAUAGGACUUGGUAUCCUGGAUCUACAGAUUGAUGUAAAAGUCUUUUCCGAUGUUCAGAUCACGAUGGGAGCACUAUUGGAGACACUUUUUGAAUGCGCGAUUCGGUGGGCUCCAGACCCGAAACACGACCCGAACCAGAGUUUUGACCUUCUCAGAUGGCUCCUCAAAUCUGGUCAAGACCCCAAUAAGAAGAUGAGGAGGAAAGAAUUGGAGAUAUCAACAGGAAGGGAAAGACGUGUGCGACCGAUCGAAUUUGCAAUUUUAAUGGGUCAUGCACGUCUAUUGGAGCUACUCCUCGAUUUCGGCGCGGAUAUAAAUUACAAAGGCUUUUUCGGAAAAUCAGCCCUCGAGCUAGCCCUCAAGUCUGCCCGGCCCGAUGAUAUUAAAAUUGACAUUGUCCAUUUACUCAUUCGGUACGAUGUCUCACUCAGAUGGGAAGGGGUCCUUUAUGCAGCAAUCAGCCUACGAGACCUGGAUCUCAUCAACUCCCCUUUGACAACAGGUGUCGACUUGACUAAAGCAACGGAAGCCGACCAUAAUCGUGGUUCACUGUAUGAACAAACUGUAUUAAGUGCCGCUAUCGCAGCUGGUAGUGAUGUUACAGAAGCGAUAUUGAUACAAAUGGCCUUCAUGGAUCCGUCGAGGUUGAAAGCCCCUCCGAUCACAGCAGAUACAUUUAUUGCUGCCGCCGCGAAAGGUGCUGAUUCAAUCAUCAAUCGCCUGCAUGAGAUAGAUCCCACUAUUGGGAAUACUCGGAACCCACGUGGUAUUAAGCCGGUGCAGGCGGCUGUGUCAGCUGGUAAUUUAAGUACAUGCAGGCUUCUUUUACGCCUUUAUGGGGGGUAUUCACCCGCUCUCCUUUUUCUUGCUGCCUACCUUGAGCAUGGAGACAUUUUGCAGUUUCUUUUGAACGAGGGAGCAGAUGUGAAUGAGGCUAUCCCCCCAGCAGACCUCCCUGAGUGCGUCAGGGUUUGCCAUGACUUGAUGGACCGUUUCAAAAGAAAAUCAUCGCCUAGUGUGUUCGAGACGCUAUUGCACACAUGUGCAAGGCGCCCACUCUGGGCAACCUCUGAGCAAUCCCAAUUUUUUUACCUCAGGACCUUGAUUGAAAACGGUGCUCGGCUGACCGGGGGUGAGACAUACUACUUAGCGAAGAAUGCUCCCGCCGACACGAUCCUCGCCGCGUUAACCCAUGGCAGCAGCGCAAAUGUGCAAAACAAGCGGGGAAAGAGUGCGCUUCAAAUUAUUAUUGAUAGUGUUACGGAGUUCUACGAUUCUACCCGAUCCUUUCAGGUCAAACGACGAUUACAGGCUGUUCAGAUUUUAUUGAGUCAUGGAGCGAAACGCUAUACAGGAGAAAUCGUUUCAGUGAUUCGUUCUCAGGACCGGGAUCUGUUGUCCCUUGUUCUGCGCUACCAUCCAGGCUGGGAAGAUACGGAUAAGCGUGGAGUGUCAUCUCUCGAAGCUGCAAUUGCGUGCUUAGGCUGUGGCGUGUCUUUAUUAGGCACUACGGCAUAUAAGAGCUAUUACGACCCGGGCUCAUUAUGCGCAGCGGCUCAAACCAAAGACAUGUCCCUGAUUGAACUUAUUCUUACGAAUCGCCCCACACACUCAGAAUAUCAUGUCUUCGAAGGCACAGCUGUUGGUUUGGUUGCCAUGUCCGGACGUCUAGACUGUUUGCAACAUCUCAUUCAGCAUUUCCCAGAAGCUAAGGAGGCCCAUUCUGCACUGCUUCCCGUUCAUUCGGAGUUCAAAAAAACCAUCACUGGCGUUGUAUUUUGGUAUAAUAAACCAUUGUUCUGGCGCUAUCCUGGAGAUUCUUGUGAAUGUGUUUAUGGAAGUCCCUUAGCACUUGCUUCCCUGGGCUCGAACAUCUCAUGCUUUGAAGAGCUUUUACGUCAAGGUUACAAAGCCGAUCCACUUACCUGGAUCACCAUUGCUGAUAAUCGAAGUCGUCCUCAUUUGGAGCUGUUAGCCAGAUACCAACAACGACUUGAUAACUUCCUUCCAACUACUUCUGGGUCUCCAACUGCUUUAUGCACUGCGGUAGAACGAGGAAACAAAGAGAUAGUCCAAUGUCUGUUGAAUGCUGGGGCGGAUAUCAACGAGUAUGGGUUGAAUGAAUAUGGACUGAGUCGUUCCCCACUCCAGCUUUCAGUUGAAGCUGGCAAUCUAGAACUCGUGAAUUGUCUUCUUCGCGACGGAGCAAACGUGAACGCUCCACCAGCAGACAAUUCUGGUGCGACCGCCUUGCAGCUUGCUGCUAUAGAGGGACACCUUGGUAUAGCGCGUGAGCUGCUGAACCAUGGAGCUCUCGUAAACGCCCGAGGUGCCCAGUCUCAUGGGAGGACAUCACUAGAAGGUGCAGCAGAGUAUGGAAGGGUUGACAUGCUGGAGCUUUUGAUCUACCAUGGUGCUCUCAUCACAGGACACGGUCGUGACCAGUUUGUUCGGGCUGUAAGACUUGCAACGAAGGGAAGUUUCUAUGUUGCAGCUGAUCUAUUAAAACGCAGCGGAGGUUGGACUAAGGAAGAUGGACGUUACCUUUCGAAAAGACACAGGUCGGCCGACUUGGACGGGCAUUGCUGCGCUGUGAUACAUGAUUCUGAUACCCAGUGCAUCCAUGAAACUACCAAAACCGAGAGGGAAACAUAUCAUUUCAAAAUUAUGCCUCAUCCCAGCGGUUCUAACAGACUGUUCUCCCUACCUAAUGAAUCGGACCUAGAAUCGGAGGAGGAUGAUAGUGAGGAGGAACACGAGAAUGUAGAAGCCGUAUCAGGUGCAAUCUAG